Messenger RNA from Micromonas commoda, 3162 nucleotides. RefSeq lists its product with no specific name. Bases 1 to 3162 code for a protein of 1053 amino acids. The transcript has a single exon. The record is from RefSeq and is a predicted model, not a curated record. Lineage: Eukaryota; Viridiplantae; Chlorophyta; Mamiellophyceae; Mamiellales; Mamiellaceae.
AUGAAGUCCCGGACGAAGGACGAUAAGAAGGGGAAGAAGGCCGGCGCGGGUGCGGACGCGGGCGGCUCGAACGAUGGAGCCGGCGCCGACGCGGAGCUUCAUCAAUCGCGGAGGAGGUACCACGAUGCGCUGUCCAGCGGCGUCGGCCUGGACGCCGUGCUGCACGGCACAUCGCGCGCGAUGCCGGGGUUCCCGCGCGCCUCCAAGCCCACGCCGCCCUCAUCGCCGCCGAGGAUGUUCCCCGCGCCGGGCCAGGCGACCGGCCCCGGCGCCGCGACGACCGCGCCGUGGGGAGCGCUCGACGUCAACAACGGGGCGCCCCAUCCGGCCGGGGCGCGAUCGCGACCCGACGCGUCCAGCGCCGCGCACCACGGCGGAUCGCGACCGUCCGUCGAGUCGUCCACGCAUGCCGCGCUCUCCCGUUCGUCCGCGAGCGACAGGUGGCGGGCCGCGGGAGCCGCCGCGGGGGUCCCGGAGGACGUCGGCGAAGGAACCAAGAAGAAGCGCUCGGGAUUCAUCCUCGCGUACAAAGCCGUGAAGCGGAGCAUGGGGAUCCCGUCGAAGAAGGACAAGGCGGCCGCGAAGGAGUCGGCGGAGGCCGAGGCCAAGCCCCGGGGCGCCGUCGCGUUCGCGUCCGUGCUACCCCCGAGGAAGAAUCCCGAGCGGCGCACCGUUGAGAACGCCCCGACGAUGCACACGACGACGACGACGACGCCCGAGGCUACUAAAAACAAGUCGGCCAGGGACCUCUGGGCCGCCGCGGGCGCGGCGGCGGGCGUCACCGACGCCGCCGUCGCGUCCGCGUCCAAGAAACGAUCGCCGCUGCUGAUGGCGUACAAGAAGAUGAAGCGGAUCGCGGGGAUACCGUCGAAGAAGGACAAGGAGGCGGAAAAGGCGGAGAAGGCGGAGAAGGAGGCGCGGGAGAACUUUCCCGCCACGCCCAAGACUCUCCCGGAGCUCGCGGCCGCCGACCCGAUGCGCCAGUCGCCGCCCGGGAGGAGCGCGGCGGUGCCGGAGACUAGGUACCAGUCCGCGCUCGCGCAGAUCAUCGGACCGCCGAUCGGCGGGCACAAAGAACGGGGACCGAGCCCGUCGGGCGGCGGGAGCGUCGGGAGCAGCGGCGGCGUCGGCGGCGUCGGCGGCGGGCGGGCGUCGGCACCCGACGGUCAGCGUCGGCACCCGUCGUCGCCCGGGCGAGCGAGCGAGUCCGCGAGCGCGACGUGGGACCCCGCGCUGGUGGAUAGGAUCCUCGGCGGCGACGUCGAGGGCGCGAUACGCUUGGGGCAGACGCUGACAACGGGCGGCGGCGGCGGCGGCGGCGGCGGGCGGGCGGCGGCGUCGUUCGGGGGCGGGGAGGCCGGGUCCGUGGAGGCUCUGCUGGCGAUGGCCGCGGACGUCGCCGCCGAAGAGGACGGGACGUCCGGAGGCGGCGCGGCGGGCGGAGUCGGGGCGGGCCGGUCGUCGCGCGGGGGGGAGGCGGAAUCGGCGGGUGAAAUUCGCGCGAGAUUCGCGGAUGCCAUGCGCGAGGCGGUUCGCGACAUGCGCCGGCGGCACGACACCGUCGUCGCCAUCGCGUCGGGGAUGGGCAGGGUCAUCGAGGAGCUCCAGGAGGUGGAGCCCGCGGCGGUGGCGUUUGGUCGGUUGCAGCGGCGCACGGGUUUCGUCGGCGAGGCGUACCGGUCGCCGCUCGCGAGGAGUCAACCCUACGUGGUGUCCGCGGCGAUCGAUCUGGACACCUCUGGACACGUCCCGCGAUCCUUCCCGAGCGACAAGUUCGGUCGCCAGCAGCAGCAGCAGCAGCAGCAACCGCCGCGAGCGACGACGUCGACGGGCGCAUCCGGGCACGUUCCAGGCACGUAUCCGGGAACAAGAGGAGUCUUCCCGCCGGAGCCCCUGGACCUGGGCGAGCUCCCGGACCCGCCAGGGAUGGACGAGCACUGGCGCGAGUCUCCGGUGAAGGCCCGGAUGGACGCGUCGGCCGCCGCGGUGGACUCCGCGCUGGCCGCCGCGGCGAGCCUCUUCCCGGCUUCUUCGCCCGACGCGGAUGAGAUCCGAGAGGAUAUUCGAAUCCCAGAGACACAGCUGGCGGGCGGGGAGACGACGGCACCACACCCCGACCCUAAACCGCCGUCGCCCCCGCCGAGGCACCGGUUCACCGCGCAGGACCGCGCGCGCAUCUCCUCCAGCUUUGGCGGGCGGCACGGACUCCCCCCCGGGAUCAGGCGACGGGUUGACGCGAUGACGGCGAGGACCGAAUCCGCGAGUCGAGCGGCGGCCGUCGUCGACGAGGAUAACGAGUUAUCCGACGAGUUGACCCGCGCGCGACGCGGGGCACGAAGCCGCCAGAGCCCGAGCCCGAGCCCGAGCCCGAGCCCGUCGUCGUCGGAUGAAUCGUCGGACGCGAACGUCGGGAACGGUUGGCUGGCGAGGCCCGAGCGGUUCGUCGGAAAACAUUCGGAGAGCGCGAGUCCGGCGGCGGCGGCGGCGCGACGCCGGCUCAGGGGGGUAGGUCGGGGGGGUCCUGUGGGGCUAGAGGCGAAGUUUCGGGCGGCGGCGGCGGCGUCGGAGUCGGAGUCGGAGUCGGAGUCGGAAUCGGAGUCGUCCGUCCGAUCACGCAAGGGGGGAAACGUCGUCGUCGUCGGCGGAGACGGUUCGCCCGUCGCGGCUCUCCGCGCGAGGGGACUCGCGCCGAAAGCGUCCAGCGACCUCGAAUCCCUCCGUCGGCUCCGCCGCCGCCUCGAGGAGACCAAGAGCGGCGGCGGCGGGACGGGCGGUGGGUCCUCAAGCGCGGCGAAGGUGCUCGGCGACCUCGCCAGGCUCGGCGGGUACACCUCGUGGGACCAGGUGCCGACCGACAGGCGGGGGCGGCAUGGCGACUUGGACGACGCGUCAUCGCUCUUGACGUCCCCGGCGUCCGAGGCUGACGUCCGGCGCGCGAGGGAGGCGGACAGGGAGUCUUCGGGCGGACACACGCCGAGGUCCGUGCACGACGCGAGGCUGAGGGCGGCGAUGGCGGUUGACGUUCGGAUGCGUCGCGCGAGGAUGUCGUCGCCGAUGUCGUCGCCGGCGGGCGGGGGAUCGCCGGGGCACCAGUCGUUGGCGCAGAGGCGGGCGGCGUAUAGGGAGGCGCGCGCGAGGGCGGCGCGGGAGUCGGGGCACUGA